Lotus japonicus is the source of this 2051-nucleotide messenger RNA. RefSeq names its product zinc finger CCCH domain-containing protein 32. Lineage: Eukaryota; Viridiplantae; Streptophyta; Magnoliopsida; Fabales; Fabaceae. Gene Ontology annotation, molecular function: metal ion binding; mRNA binding. The transcript has 7 exons. The record is from RefSeq and is a predicted model, not a curated record. Bases 281 to 1711 code for a protein of 476 amino acids.
GAAGCUGAACAAACGAAACUGAAACAAAACCCCAACAACACACCACCACAGUGACCGUACAGUUUAAUUCUUCAAAUAAAAAACACAAACCAAACACGCAUAACACCUCUGUCUCUGUCUCUGUCUCUGUGAGUGAGUGACUCACAGUACUCUCAAAGUGUAGAGAAGAAACAACAAACCCCUCUCUCUCUCAACGAGGAAGAAAGACGAGCAAAGCUCGCCGAUCUUCCACACCAUUCUGUAAAUCUCGCUGUAAACAACCAGCUACAAACCCGUUUCAAUGGACUUGUACGGUCGGAGCCCCGCCGCCAGGAAUGGAUCCAACCCGGGGAAUCAACCUGAAUGGCGUUCACCGGCUACCGACACUGGCCUUGAAGAGUCGAUGUGGCAUUUGACGCUCGGUGGUGGUGGUGGUGGUGGCGAGCAUUACCCGGAGCGACCUGGUGUGGCUAAUUGUGUCUAUUACAUGCGGACUGGCUUCUGUGGAUAUGGUGGCAGGUGUCGUUACAAUCACCCGCGUGAUCGUGCUGCGGUUGCUGCGGCAGUAAGAGCUACAGGGGAGUACCCAGAACGGGCGGGGGAGCCUCCAUGUCAGUAUUAUUUAAAAACUGGAACCUGUAAAUUCGGCGCAUCCUGUAGAUUCCACCAUCCCAAACAUGGAGGUGGAUAUUUAAGCCAAGCUCCACUUAAUGUUUAUGGAUACCCAUUGCGACCGGGUGAGAAAGAAUGCUCCUACUAUUUGAAAACGGGGCAAUGCAAAUUUGGUUUAACUUGUAAAUUCCAUCAUCCUCAACCUGCUGGCACAUCAAUGCCAGCAUCUGCGCCUCAAUUUUAUCCACAGGUGCAGUCUCCUACAGUUCCUCUGCCUGAACAGUAUGGAGGAGCUUCCACAAGCUUGAGAGUGGCUAGGCCUCCUAUGUUGCCUGGUUCAUAUGUACAGGGGGCUUAUGGUCCUGUACUUCUUUCUCCAGGGGUUGUUCCAUUUCCUGGAUGGAGUCCUUAUUCGGCGCCUGUAAGUCCUGUAUUGUCUCCUGGUGCUCAACCUGCAGUUGGGGCUACUUCUCUAUAUGGGGUGACUCAAUUGUCCUCACCAACAUCUGCUUUUGCUAGACCAUACACUCCUCUGCCCUCUUCUACUGGCCCUUCAGGAAGUGGCCCAAAUGAACAGGUAUUUCCUGAGAGGCCUGGUGAACCUGAAUGCCAAUACUAUUUGAGAACUGGGGAUUGUAAAUUUGGAUUAGCUUGUCGAUAUCAUCAUCCUCGGGAACGGGUUAUGGCACAACCACUUCUUAGCCCCAUUGGUCUUCCUUUUCGUCCGGGGGUACAACCUUGUGCAUUUUAUUUACAAACUGGGCAGUGCAAGUUUGGCUCCGCGUGCAAAUUUGACCAUCCUUUGGGUUCCAUGAGAUACAGUCCAUCCACAUCUUCUCUUAUUGAUGUGCCAGUUGCACCAUACCCAGUAGGAUCCUUGCUGUCUAACUUGGCUCCUUUAACAGCAUCUUCAGAGCUUCGGCCUGAACUGAAGUCUGGGUCCAAAAACGAAUCCUUUUCCACCAGAAUGCCUUCAUCUGGAAAUAGUUCUGGUGCUUCUGUUGGUUUAAUUUUCUCACAAGGUGGGUCUGUCUCGCUAUCUGAUGUGCAACUCUCAACUCAGAGUUCUACCCCUCUAAACAGUAGCAGAAGCACCAGACAAAGUGGUGACAUACGUUGAUCAGGCUAGUACAAAACACAUAAGUGACUCCAGAUUGUCUACUGGAUGUGAUAUCACAAGCCCCCAUUGCUUCUGUCUAUAGUCUUCAGUAUUUAUUGAAUAGCAGCUGUUCUAUGUUCAUAUCUCGCUGUUGAGAAUUCUUCAUCCUAUCCUGUUUAGAGUCUUCAUACAGUCAUUAUCUUUUAUGAUCAUCUCAUGUGAUUAUAUCAUCUUGAUCUCAAAUAAGCUUCACUAGACAACUUCAUAUGGUCUUUCCUUGCUCUUUAGUUUUGCUAUUACUUUGAAACCUUGCAUUUUCUCCUAUAUUUAUCAGGUUUUAUUUCACCAUGUUUUUAAGUAA